GGCAGGACCAAGGCCAGAGUGUCCAGGCCCCGCCACCCCUCCCAGCCAGCAUGCUGCUGCCGGCCCUGCUGCUGCCUGUGCUCUGGGCGGGGUCGCUGCAGGAGGAACCGAGCUACUGGCUAAAGGUGGAGAAGUCCGUGACGGUGCAGGAGAACCUGUGUGUCGUGGUGUCCUGCUCCUUCUCCUACCCCCAGGACGGCUGGAACAGCUCUACCCCUGCCUAUGGCUACUGGUACCGGCAGAGGAACAGUGCCAGAGUUGAUCACACAACAGAUGAACUUGUGGCCACGAACAACGCAGGCAAGAAAGCUGGAAUGAGAACCGAACCUCCCUUCCAGCUCCUUGGGGACCUCAGGGUCCACGGCUGCUCCCUGAGGAUCACAGGUGCCCAGAAGCGGGACAGUGGAGUGUAUUAUUUUCGAGUGGAGAGAGGAGAGAUGAAAUACAGUUUCAUGAAUCCAACGCUCACACUGACUGUCACAGAGCUGACCCAGACCCUGGACAUCCGCAUCCCGGAGCUGCUGGUGUCUGGACACACCAGCCAACUGGUGUGCUCCAUGCCUGGGGCCUGCAGUGGGGCCAUGGCCCCCACCUUCUCCUGGAGUGGAGCUGCCCUGAGACGCCCAGGGUCAGGAUUGGGGGUUCACAGCUCCUCCGAGAUAGCAUUCACACCUCACCCUCAGGACCACGGCACCAACCUCACCUGUCGGGUGACCUUUCCUACAACUGGGGUGACCAAGGAGAGGACUGUCCAGCUCAGCGUGUCCUAUCCUCCUGAGAACCUGACUGUCAGUGUCACCGGCGCCCACGGCACAGGUCUCCAGGCUCCCCCACGCUGCAGCCUCAGUCAGGGCCGCUUCCUCUUCGUGCUGGACGAUUGCAGAGAAGGCGGCGGGUGGGGGCAUGGAAUAGUACUUGGGGAGAGCCCUGCCUCUGUUAGACAGACACGCAGAGCGCGGGAACGGGGCUGCAGAGCCCUAGCCCCGGGCUCCGCUCUGUUCUCCCCGCGGUCUCGCGGCCUGCUCCUCCAUCUGCCUCUGCCUCCGCCUCUCUCUCCAGCCCCACACAUGCAGGGAAAUGGCUCCUAUCUGCAAGUGCACAAGGACCAGCUGCUGCGGCUCCUCUGUGCUGCUGAGAGCCGGCCCCCCGCCACGCUGACCUGGGUCCUGGAGCACAGAGUCCUCCUUGGGUCCCCUCCCUCAGCACCCAGCCCCCUAAGGCUGGAGCUGCCCGGGGUGCAGCCUGCGGACGCGGGGCGCUACACCUGCGCACAGAAUGUGCACGGGGUCCAGGGCGCUGCUGUCCUCUGGCUGCGAGAGAAGCCAGAGCUCGGGAAGGGAUUCCUGGUGGGCAUCUCAGCGGGAGCAGGCCUCGCUCUGCUGCUCUCCAUGUGCACCUGCCUUGUCUUCUCCAGCACUCAGACCCACAGGAAGGAAAACACCAGGACAGUGGCCUCCCAGAAGGACACAGCGUGCACCUCGUGUCCCGAGUGUAAGGGGCAUCGGAAGGCACCCUGGGCAGAUGCCCCCCUAGAUGCCCCGGCCUGUGCUGCUGCUGCGGAGGAGGAGCGGGAGCUCCAGUACGCCUCCCUCAGCUUCCAAGGGCUGAGCCCCCGGGAGCCUCGGGGCCGCAGGGACUCCAGCAUCUCCAUGUACGCUGUCAUCUGCAAGUGACAGGCCCCUCCCCGCCCAGGUUUCUGCGCGAGUGAGAGUGAGACGUCAGGGAGCGUUUCUAGGCCAGCCACUCUCCCUGUCACCAGGGUCCAAGCCAGAGGUCGGGGGGAGUCUGCUCCCCUGACCUCCAAACUCAGCUCCCACUGCAGCCCCAGCCUUUGAACAGGAGACUUUACUCCUGGCUCCUCCUCUGUCAAGGCACAAUAAACCUGACUCACGGGGCAUUGUGCGCCGAGGGAAGCGGUUCCCAUAAGGCACCCAGGGCUGGGCCUGCAGAGCGCACCUCCCUGCCGCUGCCUCCCACGGCCCCCACCCGGUGUGCCGCCCAGGCCCGAACACCCUGGCCAACGGGGCUCCUGCAGGCGGCUCUCCUGGGCAGCUCCGAAGACCCAGCUGAGGCUGUCGCUGGCGCCCACAGGGCUCUCCUGCCUGCUCCUCACCCCCGGGUACUGAUCACCUUCGCAUGUUGCUCCUCCCGGAUACGGCAUUUCAGUGUAACUACUCCAUGCUCAUCUGAAAUAAAUGCUAAGUGUGCAAACUGCA
This is a messenger RNA of Chinchilla lanigera (long-tailed chinchilla), 2216 nucleotides long. RefSeq names its product myeloid cell surface antigen CD33-like. The record is from RefSeq and is a predicted model, not a curated record. Gene Ontology annotation, biological process: cell adhesion. The transcript is spliced from 10 exons. Gene Ontology annotation, molecular function: sialic acid binding. Bases 51 to 1673 code for a protein of 540 amino acids. Gene Ontology annotation, cellular component: plasma membrane. Lineage: Eukaryota; Metazoa; Chordata; Mammalia; Rodentia; Chinchillidae.